CUGCCGAGAGGGCGCCGCCGCCGCAUGCAGCCGUUUUCGUCGCUGCUGUCUCCCGGGCUGAGACCCCCCUCAGCCUCCUGGCCCCACACACAGGCACACGCGGGAACCAAGCCCGUCUAACGGCCUCUCGGGGUGUCAGGCGGAACUUGAAGUCCUGCCCCAAUGAAGGACCCGGCCCAAGGCAGAGCUCCCGAGUAGGGCGGAAAGCAGCCUGGACCCUGGGGAGACCAGAGUCCUGCUCCCGCGGAGCCUCGCCUGGAGGAGCCCGGAUCCCACACCUGAGCCAGUGGAAAACUCCUGAGCGAUGGGUGCCGCGUUCUCCCAGCCGGGCUGCCGGCAGGAGGAUGAGGACCAGUGGAUCCUGCGCCCGGACUCGGCCGUGGGUGUCAAGGCUGGCCGCUACUCCAGCACUGGGAGCAGCCGGUCGUGUUCCUGCAUGCCUCGCGAGGGCCGCUUUGUGAUUUGUCCCACCUGCCAAGGGAAUGGGGAGAUCCCCCGAGAGCUGGAGAAGCAGCUGGUGGCCCUCAUCCCCUAUGGGGACCAGAGGUUGAAACCCAGGCACACGAAGCUCUCCGUGUUCCUGGCGGUGCUCAUCUGCCUGGUGGCGGCCUCCUCCACCGUCUUCUUCCUGUUCCCCCGGUCCAUCGCGGUGCAGCCCGCAGGCCUCAACUCCUCCACGGUGGCUGUGGACAAGGCAGAUAUCCACCUCAACAUAACGAAUAUCUUGAACAUCUCCAACAGCAACUACUACCCCAUCACCGUGACCCGGCUGACCACCGAGGUUCUGCACCUGUCCCUCGUGGUGGGCCAGGUGUCCAACAAACUCCUCCUGCACAUCGGCCCUUUGGCCAGUGAACAGAUGUUCUAUGCAGUAGCCAGCAGGAUCUGGGAUGAAAACACAUACAAAAUAUGUACCUGGCUGAAAAUCAAAGUGCACCAUGUGCUUUUGCACAUCCAGGGCACCCUGACCUAUUCCUACCUGAGCCAUUCAGAGCAGCUGGUCUUCCAGAGCUACGAAUAUGUGGACUGCCGCGGAAACACGUCGCUGCCCCACCCGCUGAUCCCUCGCCCUCCGUGACCUGUCUGUGGUCCCUGCACUCCAGACACCUGCAGGCCUGGUCUGUCUCCCACAGCUCCCCGGUGCCUCCACAAGCAUGGCGGCGACUCUUCUCUGCCCAGGGGCCUGUCCUGUGGCCUCCGUGUGCGCGCUCACGUUCUCUGGACCCCGAUUUGUUUCAGGGCUGCAGCAGACCCUGCUCUUACUCUGCCUUGACCCCACGCUACCCCAGAGCUGCCUCAGAGGUCCCAGAGUGGCACCUGCCCUUUCUGUGCUGAGCACCCUGGCGGCCCAGCCCCCUUGGCCUUCCUCCUACCUGAAUGUGGAGAAAGCUGCAGGUUUUUCUGCCCAUGUGGUAACAAAGUGACUCUGGGGACAUCCAGCGCCGUUUAUGGGACCACGCGUUCUCCUGGGACGAGGUGGUGCUGCCGGCGUGCUUCUCUCUAGUCACUGGGCCUCCACCCAUCUGACGGGAGGACCCAUCAAGGCCCUUUGGCCCUGUGUCCUUCGUGGUUCACGCUGUCCCCAGUUCCUAGGAAGACAAAGCUGCUCCCCAGCGAAACAGUUUUAUCGUUCUAUUCAUAGAGGGAGCCAAGGUAGCAGGGAGGGCGGAAGUCACCUGCCACCCCCUGGGCCAACCUGGGGAGGACAGAGCCAACACCAGGGUUAUUUUAAAAGGUAUUUACUCGCCAAAAGAGGGUUGCUAAGCCGGCACCUCCGGCCCCCGUGAGAGGACAGAGGCAGGUCAAAUGGCAGGCCCUGGUACCCUCUUCCAAAGCCUCCAAGAGACAGAGCUGCCCACAUCCCGCCGACGCUGCCGGGCUCCGUUCCACCCCAGCUCUGCACCAGAGCCCACCCCGCAGGCUCGGCGGCAGGGAGUGCCAUGUCCCCAGGUCUGAUCCGGACCCUCUCCUGUCGCGUGGAGGUAGCUAAGGCCGAGAUCACCCUGGCCUCCCCCGAGGCUCCGAGCAGAGGAGUCUGUGCUUUAGCCCAGCAGCAUGGUGUUUGCUCACUGACGGGAGCUGGGUCUUUCUCAUUCAGACAGGUAGAGAGAUGGAGAUGAUGGGAACGCUGCUGGGGGAGUAGGAGGGAUAGAGAGAGAGGAGUGGGCGACAGAAGCUGCCAACUGGCUGGCUGGGGGAGCCAGGGCAAGGCAGGAGGCCGCGCUGUCUCCCUGGGGAGCUGAGCCCAAGGUGGUGCAGGCUGGAGCUGCUGUGGUGCAGUUGUCAAAUGGAAAGGUUCGGCGUUGUGUGCAAUAAACUCUACUUACAAGCGU
Messenger RNA from Lepus europaeus (European hare), 2333 nucleotides. RefSeq names its product transmembrane protein 106A (gene TMEM106A). NCBI's taxonomy places the organism in Eukaryota, Metazoa, Chordata, Mammalia, Lagomorpha, Leporidae. The transcript is spliced from 8 exons. Bases 305 to 1078 code for a protein of 257 amino acids. The record is from RefSeq and is a predicted model, not a curated record.